ACGCACAAAACGUUUUGUUUUCGCGUUUCGUUCCUGACACAGUUUGAAACGCCCAUGAUCCAGAUCCAUACCUAACCAAUAGAUGGUCUCGUUUAGUGUUCUAUUAGGUAUCGAUCAGAACAGUACCCAACUACGAUACAAAAGCGAUCGUUUCUGGUGUCUUCAACAUCAAACGUGUUCGAGUGUUGUUUUGAGAAUCAUCGUCUUCGCAGAAUAAAGUGAAACAGUGUAAUUCAUCAUGGGCAGUCGAGUGUAUGCAGGAAAACUACCGCACGAUACUCGGGAACGUGAUCUUGAGCGGUUUUUCGAAGGAUUUGGACGGAUUAGGGAAAUCCUUCUUCGGCGUGGAUAUGCAUUUGUCGAGUUCGACGACUACCGGGAUGCAGAGGAUGCCAUUUACGAGCUGAACGGUGCAAAGUUGUUGGGCCAGAGGAUUGUGGUUGAGGCCACUAAGAGACCACCUAGGUUCGGCGGAGCAAGUAGUCGUCCGAAACCGCCGCAAAGAACCUAUCAUCGAUUGAUUGUGGAGAAUUUAUCAUCCCGCAUCGAUUGGCGGGAGCUCAAGGCCCAUAUGCGGAAAGCCGGCAGUGUAACUUUUGCGGAUGCUCACCGGGAUCGAAUGAACGAAGGAGUUGUGGAGUUUGCCAGCCGGCACGACAUGAAGCAGGCGUUGAAAAUGUUUGACGACACCGAGCUCAAUGGAAGAUACAUCCGGCUGUACGAAGAACGUGGUCGGUCACGCAGUAGAAGCAGAAGUAGCAGCGGUUCCAAGUCAAGAUCGCGGUCGAGAUCUCGCAGUCGUUCCCGUGGAUAUCAAUCGAAGUCUCGUUCGGUGAAGAGCUAUCGUCGAUCGAGGUCUCGCACGGCAUCAGAGGAGAGUCGCAGCCGAUCCCGGUCUGUGUCAAAGCAUUCCGGACGAAGCUACCGAUCGGAACGGUCCAGUGGCAGAUCAUCUAGACGUACAGAACGUUCUUAAGCUAAAACUUAGUGGCAGUGUAAAUAACUAAAUGAAAUUCUGAUAUCUUGUUUUCAAUAAAGAUAAUGAAACAAAAUA
Aedes aegypti (yellow fever mosquito) is the source of this 1054-nucleotide messenger RNA. Its product is annotated as serine-arginine protein 55. Gene Ontology annotation, molecular function: mRNA binding. The transcript has a single exon. Gene Ontology annotation, cellular component: cytoplasm; ribonucleoprotein complex; nucleus. Gene Ontology annotation, biological process: alternative mRNA splicing, via spliceosome; mRNA splice site recognition. Lineage: Eukaryota; Metazoa; Arthropoda; Insecta; Diptera; Culicidae. The coding region runs from base 239 to 976 and encodes 245 amino acids. The record is from RefSeq and is a predicted model, not a curated record.